AUGUAUCUAUCGUCUGUCAGUUCACGUUUGUUGUUAUAUGAUACAAACAAUUGGGAAUUGAAAUAUUGUCAUGGAAAAUCUGAUGGAAUUAUACGAGAUGUGUCUUGGAGCGAUGAUAGUAAAUAUAUCCUAUUGGUCAACCCUAAAGGAACUGCUGAAAUUUUAAGUCCUGCAUCCCAUAACUUGGUGUUACAGCAUAUCCCAAUCGACGAUUCAUGUGCAGCAUGUUUCCAAAGAGAUGGCCAUCGUAAUAUAGCAGUAGGAACUACAAAAGGUGAAGUGAUCAUUUGGGAUGCUAAAAACAAAGAAAAAACCAAAAUAUUUCCCACAUUGCCAUCCUAUGCUGCAGUAGACUUUUUAAGUUUUAAUGCUAAAAAUACAAAUUUAGCUGCUAGUAUGCAAAAUGGCGACACUGUGAUUUAUGGGCUAGUGUCUAAUAUACCUAUUUCAACUGUUAAACUUAAUUGUUCCAAGAGCAUAUCGGCAAUGAAGUUUCAUCAUGAAGCAAGGUCACUAUUAGGUCUAGCAACUGAUGAAGGGCAUGUUAUACUAAAGGAUGUUAGUGUUAAUAAGGACAAAGUCACUUUUGAGAACAGUCAUGCAUCUCCAGUUUCCGAUUUUGUAUAUUCCCUUAUCAAUAGGGAUGUUAUGCUAUCUUGUGGUCUUGAUAAAAAUUUGCAAGUUUAUGAUAUCAAACAGAGAAAUGUUGUAUCAACUUUAAAAACGCCACAUGCCUUAACAUCAUUGGCAAUAAAUGGAGAAAAUCAAGUUGCACUUGGAACUCAGAAGGGCUAUGUUUUGCUGUAUGAUUUAAGAGACUUAACUACACCAUUAAAAAUUUUAAAAGGCCAUAACAAUAAAGUAAAAAAAGUAGCAUUUCAGCCACCAAGAAAAAAAUUUAUGUCUCCAGAAUUAAGUUUGGUUGAUAAAUUGGAUACAAACAGCCCCAAUCUUGAAUCACCAAUUCAAAACAAUUCAUUAGAUAUGCUAUUUACAUGCAACACACCACCAAAUCGUUCAGAACCACCUGCAAGAGACGUGGAAGAUUCAUUUCUUUUUAAAAUGGGUAUGGAAGACAAAUCAAAUGAAGAAUUAGAACUAAAUCAAAAUAGAUCUUAUAGAACAAGUGAUCGUAAUGAAUUCAGAUUGCAUCAGUUGGAUAUUGAAAAAAGUGCUAUGCACCAAAAAUCCUCUACACCAAUUAUAAAUAAAACUGCAGAUAACAUUAUGCAAAACCCUACAACACAAAAUGGUAUAAGUGAAGAAAGAGCUUCAAAUUCUAACAGUUUACCGAUAAAAUCCAAUAUCACAGUUCAAAAUGUUGGUAUUGACAAUAAAACUAUUGAAGAGCUAAAAGAUUUCUUCAAAUUAAGUCUUUCAUAUGUGGCAGAUGACAAUAAGAAUUGUUUUCUUCAUAUUAUGAUGGCAUUGACUAAACAAAAGCUUUAUUUAGAAAAGCAGCUAUCUCAAAUGAGCAACCAAUUAUUAAGGUUAGAGGAAAAUCAAAAUGAAUUGGUAGAAAUAAAUAGAAAACUAGCUUUAGAAAUUGAUCAAUUGAAAUCUAGGCACACCUCAUUUUAA
Messenger RNA from Pieris macdunnoughi, 1581 nucleotides. The record is from the annotation of a GenBank genome assembly. Lineage: Eukaryota; Metazoa; Arthropoda; Insecta; Lepidoptera; Pieridae.